Messenger RNA from Klebsormidium nitens, 6305 nucleotides. The record is from the annotation of a GenBank genome assembly. Lineage: Eukaryota; Viridiplantae; Streptophyta; Klebsormidiophyceae; Klebsormidiales; Klebsormidiaceae.
UCAAGGAGUCGACUUGGAAGUUGGAAGAGGACGACACCUGGAGUCCUGGACGACACAAUGCAAUGGCCGCCUCAGCUGUUUGCCGAGGUGCUUUGAAGGCAUGGAAUUGAAACCUGUUUGACAACCAGGACUAGCGGUUCAGGUGGCUCCUAGGCUGCCCCUAUCCCCUGAUGCAAUCACUGUCAAUGUGAUCAGCUGUCUCUGCCCAUAAUGUGAAUGCUGUGCAAGUGGACAAACUAGAUGAUGAGCGCUGCAGUGAAUAGGAGUGCAUCGAUGUUGCACUUGUAAGCAGUGCAACGAGCUCCUUGGAGUCUUUGCAUAGCAGACUCCCGGAAGUCUGGCACUGUCAUUGGCAACAGACAAAGGUACAGACAGCUUUUCCAGAUGCUUGCUUUCUCCUUCGUCAGGACGUGAAUCAUGGGAGAUACAGUUCUCGAGCUGGGGCCGAGCAGCGGAGGGAACCAGAUUCAGGAGGCAAAGACUGUGCGAUCUUUGGGCAUCAAGACUCCUGAACCUGGAAGUAUAAAGCGGGCGCUCACCAGAGGACGCAGCGCGAAGAAAUUGGCAUCAAGGAAGCAGCCCCUUCCUGGUGAUGGCUUCUGGAAGUAUGCGCCUGGGUCAGAAGAAGCAGAGGCCAACCUGCCGUUCAAGCCCCUCCCAGGCGACGGCUUCUUCAAGUACCUCGAUACAUUUGACAGUACGGAGCACAAUCCGACCUUCCAGGUCCCGCAACGGCAUCUUCCUAAGAGCCGGGACUCAAGUCCUCCGCUGGGCUGCUUUGGCCAGCAGCGGAAAGCUCGUAAGAGCGUGACCUUGAAGCCUAAGCAGGCGACCAAGAGGUCUAAGACCCAGGGUAGAAAGGCUGAACCUUGGACUACAAAGGACGUCAAACUACCUGACCCGAAACCGCUGCAUCCGACUCACCACCCUGCAUUGAGGACUUACAGCAGGAAGCCUGCAGACUUGGCUCCAAAGAAACGGCCGAUCCCUGGGGAUGGCUACUGGCAGUAUUCCGACGAGGCAGCGGUAGCAGUGCCGACCCUGCCGUUCAAGGCUCUCCCUGGCGACGGCUUUUGGCUGUAUCCGGCGGGGUCCGAAGAAGCCCGGCACAAUCCGGCGUUUCAGGUUCCACGGCGCGUUCUCGUGAGGCCCACAGAGUCGAGCUCCCCGCUCAAGCGCUUGGCAAAGCGCGCGCCGGGUCUGAAAGAGAUUGCGCGGAAACAGUCUCGUCCAAGCACGAAACUUCAAGACACUGCCGCUGUUAUCUCAGCAGGGCAGACCAGGGCCACAUCAUUAGAGGAGAGCGCGGCAGUGCCGAUUGAGGUUUCUCGACAAAAGUCCCGCGGAAGCAAGGACUCGAGCUUCGCUUUCAAGGCCUCUCCACGACGCAGGCUGAUCCGAAACGUCUCUUCCCAGAAGUCCAGAAAGCCCCUCCCUGGCGACGGCUACUGGCAUUAUCCACUCGGGUCAGAGACCACAGAGGCCAACUUGCCGUUCAAGGCACUCCCAGGGGACGGGGUGUGGGUGUACCCGUUUGGGUCAAACGAAGCGCAGCUCAACGCGGCAUUUCAGGUCCCCAGCCGGCUCCUUUCGAAGAGCAGAUCCUCGAGUCCUUCGUUCAAGCGCUUUGCGAACCGCAAGCAGGCCUCCAAGGAUACUGAGCCGACGGCGAAGCAGGAGCCUUCGAGGGAGGCCCUCCAGCAAACACCGGCAGCGGCCGCUGCGGUGAGCGAAGACGAGCUGAUGGAAGAGUCGGCGAGCCCUGUCGAGGUCGAAAGCGCGCCUCCGGUCCUCACAGAGCCUCCCGUUUUGGCCACCAAGAGACCACGGAGCGCUUUGGGAGUCAUAUCGCCGUCAGAGGGAGGGAUGCGGAGCGUGAAGCUGGUCAAACGCGAGAUUUCGGAGGUGGGCAGCAAGUGGCUGCGCAUCAUGACCGACAUGGACAAUCUGCACGCGAAGCUGAAGGCCGGGGGCGCAACGGACCCCUCACAGGCCGGGCGGGUUGUCCGCCCGAUGAAGAGGACGGUCGCAGCAUCUACAGCUUCGGCGGAUCAACAGGAUAUGAAGGAGAUCGAGGCUCAGUCAACUUCAGACACGCAAGAUUUCUUGCUACCUAGAGGCGAGGCCCCGGCGCCUUCCACCACGCCGACAUUGGCACGAGGGAAGAUGCCCAGUGCCAGCCCCACGUCAGUUCUCCAGGCUGUCUCGUCGCCGUACGGGACAGAAGGGGCACUUGGCAGCAGCGAUGAGGAGCCAAGUAUUCUCACGAGGAGUGCGAAGACUGCGCUGGUGCUCCCCGCCCGCCCUGUGGAUUCGGCGACCAAGACAUGGGAGUUCCCCUCUAUCCGGGAGCAGUCACCCUUGACGGUUUAUCGCACUACAAAGCUGAGCGGAGCCGAUGUGGAAGGGGCAGACGGCAAGACUUUCGAGAAAUAUACUUCCAAGGCUGCUUCCGAGAUCGAGGAGGAAGUGCCCUCUUUCAUGGGCUUCGCAACUCUCUCCAAGAACGGAAACGAAGGGACAACGGUUUUGGAGGGGCCAAAAAGCACCGGAACGCUUUCCCCACCUCUGGAAAAGCAGUCGAUGAAGGCUGUCGCCUCCACCGACCGCGUUAUCGGCGAUGCCACGGUUCCGGCCGCGGAUCCAACGGAAGCGACCGGAAUUACUCCGGAAGCCGCCCCAGCUGCGCUGCCUGCGCGCGCGUCGUCCCGGCAGAAGGCGACCAAGACGAAGGAAGACGGGCGGGCGAAAAAAACCUCCCAGAAGGCGCUUUUCAAGGAUACCUUUGCCUGGACCAAAAGCCCAGCUGACAAGACGUCGUCGACUGGUGCGAAGGAGAAGGGCCCCGCUGCCGUCAAGCAGACUCGGGCCGGAACGGUGAAAGAGAGCCCUGCGAUUGGAGACGGGAAACUCGGCCGCCCUAAGCGCCCGGCCUUGGCGCCCUUGACGAUUCCGGAGCCUCCCACGGACGUUGACGAUCGUCCGGUUCGUCCGCUGAAGGCGUCCGCCCCGGUCACGUCUCCAGACAGGCCGAAGACGGCCGAGGAGAUGAUUGCCAACUACAUGUCCCUCGAGCACAACAGCACCCUGAAGCGCGUCAAGGCCAAAGCCCGGGCGGCCCUCGCAUCCAAGGACGAGGAGAUCCGCUCGCUGCGCGCGCGCCUUCUCGAAAUGGAAAGCACGUCAACCAAAUCGGAGCUCGUUCUCACUGGUGCGGACGGCUCAGAGUUCCUCGGCGAAAUCGAAAAGCUGGGGGAUGACUUGACAAAGAGCCGUGCCGCCGAAGUAAAGGCGGGCGACUCGGAAGACGCGCUAGUGGCGGCGGAGGGGCGCAUCGCGGAGCUCGAGGAGCGCCUGAUCACCGCACAGGAAGACACGCACAUCAUCGCCACCCGGCUGGGCGCCAAGAUGCGACAGCAAGACGAGGACCUCCAGAGCGCGGAAUCCGAGCGGAACGAGCUCGAGCGGCAGAUCGCGGAGCUGAAAACUCAGGUCGGCCGCGCCCAGAAAGACGGCGACGACGUGGCGGCCCGCGGCGCGCGGCUCGUGGAGGAGAACGCGAAGCUGCGCGACGCGGCCGCGGCGCUGGAGCGCCAGCUGGACGAGGUCGCGCGUGGGCGUGCGCGCGCGCGCGCCGAGCGCGACGAAAUCGCAGCCGAGCUGGAGGCGUUGGGCGCGAUCGCGGACGUGCUGCAGCGGCAGCUCGCGAGCACGGGCGCACGCGCGCGCGACUUUGAGGCGGAGCUGAUGGCGACCCAGGACGAGAGCGGCCGGAUGCGCGCAGAGGUGCUUGCGCUGCGGGCGAAGCUGGAAGGGAAGAGCGGAGAGCUGGCAGCGGUGCGGGCGGAAGUGGCGAAGGAGAGGGAGGCCGCGGCAGAUCUCCAGGCCAAGGUCGAGGAAGCUGAGGCCGCACUCAAGGAGGAGCUCCGUCGUCGCGACCAGUUCGAGACCGCGGAAGCGGAGCGGCUCAAGCAAACGCUCGCGCACUCAGUGACGGCGCUCGCGCAGACGCAACAGGAGGUGACGGUGCUCAAGAAGAUCACCGAAGAGGUCAGCGGCGCGACCAAGGAGAAGGAGACCGAGGCGGAGCAGCUGGCGGGCGAACUAGGCGCGGCGCGCGCUGAGCUGGCGCGACUGCAGCAGGAGCUGGACGCAGCGCGGGGGCUGACGUCAGAGCUCACGGAGGCGCGCGCGAAGCUCCUGAGAGCGGAAGGGGACCUCGCGGCGGAGCGGAAGGAGGCGGCCGCGCUGGCGACCGAACGGGAGAAGGAGAUUAAACGGCUGUCGGUCGAGCUAGUGCAGAGCCUGGAGGCGCUUCAGCGGCUCGCGGAAGAGCGCCGCGCGCUGCGCGCCGCCAGUGAAGCGGCCGCGGCAAAGGGCCUAGACACCGAGCGCCUCGCGGCAGAACUGGAGGGGGCGCAGCGGGCGCUCGAGAAAGCGGAGGCUGACGUCAGCGUGCAGGAGCGCGCGGCCGCGCAGUCAGCGGAGGAGCUCGCGGAGCUGCGCGCCGCGAUGGAGGCGCUGGCGGUCAAGGUGGCGACGCUGGAGGAAGAGAGAACUAGGAUGGGCGCACUUAUCGAGGAGAAGGAAGCCGCGGCGCUGCGAUUGCUGGACGAGGUGGCGGGGUCCGGGGCGGCACUCCUGAAGACGCAGCAAGAGCUGAACGCGGCGCGCGUGGUGAACCGGGAUCUUUCCGCCGCAGUGCCGGAGAAGGACCGGGACAUCGCCAAGCUGAGGGCCGAACUGGCGGCGAUGAGCGCGGCCCUGCUGACGUCACAGCGGGCGCUGGAAUCCGCGGAGAAGCGGAGCGGCGAGGCGGCCCGGGAGAAAGAGCGCGAGCUCGCGCGCCUUGAGGAGGAGCUCGCGCACUCGCAGGCAGCGCUGGUGGGGGCGCAGAGCGAAGUGAAGGGUCUGCGCGCGAGCGAGAAAGCGGUCGGGGAGGCCGCCCGGGGAAAGAGACAGGUGGCGGGACAGCUGGCGGCGGACUUGGCGGAGGCGCAGGCGGCCCUUGGAGAAGCCGGCCGCGAGUUGGGCGUUUUACGGGGAGCAAACCAGAAGCUGGUGGAAACCGGGAAAGAGAAGGAGGGGACGGUCGCACAGCUGAAAACUGAGAUCGAGGAGCUACGGGCAGCAUUGGCGAAGUCAAGCCAGGAUUUGAAAGCGCUCGAGGAGGCGCACUCGAGGGCCGGGGAGACGAUCCUGGCGAAGAGUGCGGAGGCGGCGCGCGCCUCGGACGAGCUCGCGCGCGUUUCGGCGGAGCUCGCGCGCGUGCGUGCGGUCCUGGCCGCAGCCGAGCAGGAGGCCGCGGCGUUGCGCGAGGUGCGCGACGGGAUGCGCGAGGCGGAGCGCGGGGCCGAGCAGAAGCUCGCGCGAGAGGCGGACGAGUUUGCGGCGACUCUGGCGGCGAAACUGCGCGAGGUGGAGACGCUGGAGUUGGAGAAACGCGCGCUGCGCAAGGAAGCGGCCGCGCGCGAGAACCGGGUGCACGAACUAGAGGCGGCGGUGGAGGCGGCCGCCGAUGAGAAGGCGGCUCACACGGAAUCCUCCGAGCUGGCUGACUUCUACGAUGCGCGUUCGGGCGAGGCCACGCCCGAGAGCAAGAACCGCGGCGCGAGUCCGGUUGUCCUCCCCAGUAGCUUCCCCUCGGGGCAAGCCACCAUUCUGGUGGACAGCGACGAGGAGCCGGUGCUAGAGACGGACUUGCCUGCGGCAGAAACCGCAGUGGGGAGCCCUCAGGCGUGGUCCAAGAUGUGGACUGGUUGGUAUGGUGAGACGACGCCUCCUGGGGGAAAGAGCAGGAAGGGCCGACUCUCGUCGUGAUGGCGACGUCCACUAGGGGCGUUUAGGUGUUCUAUAUACGUGUUGUUUCGUUGUGAAGGUUUUGUGAUAUGUCCGCACGCAGCAACGCUUACAAGGGCGGAUUGUCCGAUAAUUCGCAUAGAUGUGAGCGAUGCUUUCUACCGCGACAAAAGACGGUUAUGAUUUUAAAAGUGCAGCUUCUGGGUCUCUUUGCAAUCUCGUGCUGACGUGAGGGCCCUCGAGUUACUAGGUUAAGGAGGAUCAAACUCCCAAAGGAGAAAACUUAUUGUUGCGGUAUUGCUGGUACACUUAGAGCCUCAAAACAAGUCUAGUUCUAAGCAUACAUAUUUGCGGCAUUCUCCGAGGCUUACGUUUUGUGAGCCAGAACCUACUUGUCUAAAUAACAGUCAUUUCAAAUAGCAGACUCUAUUUUUGGAUAUACAGAAUAGCAUUGAACUCGUAGCAAAAUGCUGAAACUUAAAAGUAUAACCUCUCAUAACGUGACU